Molecule: messenger RNA, 2949 nt
Organism: Melozone crissalis (California towhee)
Lineage: Eukaryota; Metazoa; Chordata; Aves; Passeriformes; Passerellidae
Gene: RIPK2
Product: receptor interacting serine/threonine kinase 2
Exons: 11
Coding region: 1-1662 (553 amino acids)
Biological process (GO): positive regulation of apoptotic process; positive regulation of canonical NF-kappaB signal transduction; protein phosphorylation
Cellular component (GO): cytoplasm
Molecular function (GO): ATP binding; JUN kinase kinase kinase activity
Source: RefSeq, a predicted model, not a curated record
AUGAGCGGCGGGGAUGGCGGCGGCGGGGGCCGGGCGGGCGUCCUCAGCUACGGCCUCCCCUCCAUCCCCUCCAGCAAACUCCCGGACUUGCGUUUUAUCAGCCGGGGCGCUUACGGGACCGUGUCCGCCGCCCGCCACGCCGACUGGAGGGUCCCGGUGGCCCUCAAAUGCCUGCAGGGGCCGCUGCUAGACAGCGAUAGAAACCACCUUCUAAAAGAAGCAGAGAUCUUACACAAAGCCAGGUUUAGUUACAUUCUGCCAAUUUUGGGAAUCUGCAACGAGCCUGAAUUUCUGGGGAUAGUAACAGAAUACAUGACCAAUGGGUCAUUAAACCAGCUAUUGCAUGGGAAAGAUGUAUAUCCUGACAUUCCCUGGUGCCUGAGAUUCCGCAUUCUUUAUGAAAUUGCUUUGGGAGUAAACUAUUUGCACAACAUGAAUCCUCCAUUGCUGCACCAUGACUUAAAAACACAGAACAUUUUGUUGGAUGAUGAGUUUCAUGUCAAGAUUGCAGAUUUUGGCAUGUCCAAAUGGCGUGUCAUAUCCACGUCCCAGUCCCGAAGCGAGUCCUCCUUGCCGGAAGGAGGGACAAUUGUCUACAUGCCACCUGAGGAUUACAACCCCAGUCAGAAAACCCGGGCAAGUGUGAAACAUGACAUCUACAGCUAUGCAGUUAUCAUAUGGGAAGUGAUGUCAAGGAAACAGCCAUUUGAAGAAGUUAUAAACCCCUUGCAGAUAAUGUACAGCGUGUCACAAGGACAGCGACUGGACUUGAGUGAGGGAAGUCUAUCAAUGGACAUUCCUCAUCGAGGGCUGAUCAUAAGGCUGAUGGAAAGUGGAUGGGCACAAAACCCUGAUGAAAGACCAUCCUUCUUAAAAUGUUUAAUAGACCUGGAGCCAGUUCUGCGAACAUUUGAUGAAAUAGCUAUGCUGGAAGCAGUACUUCUCUUAAAGAGAUCAAAGUCACUAUAUGAAUCACAAAGUAUUUACAAGAGUGGAAAGAAAGCAAAUGUGGAGCAGAUUCCUCUAAAUAUACCUCUGAAUCCUGAAAAGCCAACAUAUUCUAGCUCCAUAGAGUGUGAUGCACUUCCCCUUCGGAGCAUCCCUCCAGAUACAACAAAAUUCAAGUCUAUUCCCCAGUGUAAUAUCCUCUCAUCAGAUGGAAGUUCUGGAUGUCUACACUCUCUUAUCAGCCAGAGCACAGAUGAAAAUCUGUCUGUAACUCAGAGUGCCAAACUGCUUGUGCAUCCAUACAGUGCUGGUCUCUCACCUGCCAGGGGUGUUUCAGAUGGCCCAAGUUCUGCAUCCCACGUGCUGCGGUCAUCGCCAAUUCCUCCAGAUUUUGUAUUGGAAACCAUACAAAAGAAUGUAGCUCAUCAGUGGAUCCAAAGUAAAAGAGAAGAAAUUAUUGAUCAGAUGACUGAAGCAUGUUUGAAUCAAUCACUGGAUGCUCUUCUAUCAAGAUUUUUACUCAUGAAAGAAGAUUAUGAACUUAUAAGCACCAAACCUACAAGGACAUCAAAAGUACGACAAUUGCUUGAUACUUCCGACAGCCAAGGAGAGGAAUUUGCCAGAAUUAUAGUACAGAAGUUGAAAGAUAACAAACAGCUAGGACUUCAGCCUUAUCCAGAUAUUGUAUCUAAUUCUCAAAGACUGCAUCUUUAAAUUUAUUCUUUCUUUAUGAAACCAUGUGAAUAUUUCUUACAACAUGAUUCUUGUUUCUAAUAUAGUAUUUUAUUUAUGUGCAGCUUUGUCUUUGCUGUGCCUUUGUAAGAGUAUCAGAAAUGACCCUGAGUUCUUCUGGCCUGCAUUUGGUCAGUGACCAAUUAAUAAUUUGGAGUGAAGUCAUAAAACCAAACACUUGACAGUUGCUGACUCAUUUUGUAAAAGUAUUUUGUUUAUACAUGACAAAAACAUUAAAGAUUUACCAUUUUUCAUAUUUGUUGUUUAUACACAUCCUUUCCUUUCAUCUCACAGGAUUGAACAUCUAAUCUUAACAUUUUUUUCUCGUUCCAUCUGCUCUUUCUCACAGAGGAGGGAAAAAAACACCUUGGUGCUCUUUUCCAGAGCUGUUCUGCUGAGUGUGUAAUAAACUUCCUUCCUUAAGCCAUGCUGGUGUGCAUACAGGAGAGGACUGGUAGGUGGGAGGAAGUUUAUAUUGCAUUUCUGCAGGAUUUUUUAUUGUUUUGUUUUGUUUUUCCCAUUUUGUUGCCAGAGCAAGUGCCUCAGACCACAGCAUAAGAAGAAUUUUAGUCCAAAGAGGAGCCCAAGGGGAAGGAGGACGUUGUGCUUGUCAUCUUUGUUCUGCUCAGAAGUGAUAUAGGAGAAAGGCUGCAGCUAUAGCAUUUUGCAUUGUUUAGUUAUAAACACUUCAGCUAUUCUUGAAAUCAUUGUAGGAUGAGAUCCAGGAAGAGCUUACAUAAGGGCAUCCUCACUUAAUACCUUUUAACAUUUCCUUGGUCAUCUGCCUUGCCUUUGUCACCUGCCAUCUUACCACCCCUUACCUCUGUCAUCUGCCAUAAAUACUUCUCAUGUCAUGUUGCUAGAUCAAACUUCUACCUCAAUUUUAUUUUUGGUAUUUACAUGAUGAACUACAAAAGUAGUUGGGUCUGUACAAAGAUCAAUCAUGUCCUGCUCUGCCAUGCUGGAAGUAAUGUGCAGGGGUCUCUUCUGCUAUCACCUGCCUUAACCUCCUCUAGAUCACAUCUCUACUGUCCUUUUUGUCUGAAGGAUGGUAACAUGCUGAGGCACUGGUGGGGCCACCUGAGAGGAAAAGGUAUGUGGUAUUUUUUCAGUUACUUUCACAAGACCUUAGUGAAUUUAUCUAGAUGACUUCAAAACUAGUAAAAAAUUACUAGUUUUAAUUUGUCAGAACACAGCACAGGCAGAUUAUUUUUGCAAGCACUAAUAAAUAAUUACAAUUUCUGCUCAGGCUGUUUAAAAUUUGGGAAA